UGCAGGUGGGCCUGGCUGGGCUGGUUCCCUCCUAGCACAGAGGAGACCCCUGGUAAACGUCUGGGGGAAUGGGAGGUCCAAAGAAGUCUCAGAGUGAAAGGCUGGUGAGCCCAGCCCUCUGUUCCAACGAGACCUGUGAGGACUGGACGAGGUGGCUGGCGCACGUGUGGCCGCGGUAUGGAGAAGCUUCCACUUGGAGAGAGUGGGGCAGGUGAUCGGGCUUAAUUCCAAAUCUUAACAUUUACUUCAACGACCAGCUCAAUUAAAAAAAAAUAAAAACAACUUUGGAGUUACUGUUCCAAGUCAGACAGCAACUCAACGGCCUCUGUUCUCCCUCCACCAAACCGCAAGAGGAAGCUAAAGAGACGGCACCACUCUCCCCGGGGCAUUCCAGGACAAGAAUCGGGCCCGAAAGAGCCUGAGUCACCAACCGGCGCCACCGGCCGGUAGCCACAGCCCCGGCUUCCGCUUGGAGCUGGAGAGCGGCGUUUCCCGUGAGCCCGCGGGCGCGCGGGGACUACGACUCCCGGCAUGCUCCGAGGCCGCCGGAGUUAACCCUUCAGGGCCCGCGGCCGCCCUGCGCCCCGCCUCCGCCCCUUACCUGGACCCUGCAGGAGAUGGGUGCCCCGAUCGGCACACUGUCCUUUGGCCACUGGACAUCAUGCCUCCCAAGAAGGAUAUUCCUGUGAAGAAACCAGCAGGGCCCGCUGUCUCCAAGCCUGCUCCCAAACCAGCAGCAGUAGGGGCCCCUACAGCCAAGCCCAAGCCUGAGCCAGAGCCAGCUGUCCCUCUACCUGUGCCUCCUCCGGCCCCUCCGAAAAUCCUGGAGCCCCCCAUCGAUCUCUCCAAAAUAGUGAUCGAGUUUAACAAGGACCAGCUGGAGGAGUUCAAAGAGGCCUUUGAGCUGUAUGACCGAGUAGGGGACGGCAAGAUCCAGUUCAGCCAGUGUGGGGACGUGAUGAGGGCCCUGGGCCAGAAUCCCACCAACGCCGAGGUGCUCAGGGUCAUGGGGUACCCCAAGAGUGAUGAGCUGAAGUCCCGGCGUGUGGACUUCGAGACUUUCCUGCCCAUGCUCCAGGCAGUGGCCAAGAACCCGGACCAGGGCACAUACCAGGACUACCUGGAGGGCCUUCGGGUGUUUGACAAAGAAGGAGACGGCAAAGUCAUGGGAGCAGAGCUCAGACAUGUCCUCACCACCCUGGGAGAGAGGAUGACUGAAGACGAAGUGGAGUCUGUUCUGGCAGGACAUGAGGACAUCAAUGGCUGCAUCAACUAUGAAGCCUUCCUGAAGCACAUCCUAAGCGUCUGAGCUCUACAGAUGCUGUGGGCCGGACACCGGGCCCCCCGCAGGCGGAAGCACGUUCCUGCCACUAGGAGGCCCCCUAUUGUUUCAAAAUAAAGAGAUGGUUCCUCCCUUGG
Molecule: messenger RNA, 1419 nt
Organism: Diceros bicornis minor
Lineage: Eukaryota; Metazoa; Chordata; Mammalia; Perissodactyla; Rhinocerotidae
Gene: MYL6B
Product: myosin light chain 6B
Exons: 9
Coding region: 662-1309 (215 amino acids)
Cellular component (GO): myosin II complex
Molecular function (GO): structural constituent of muscle; calcium ion binding
Source: RefSeq, a predicted model, not a curated record